Messenger RNA from Miscanthus lutarioriparius, 1863 nucleotides. Lineage: Eukaryota; Viridiplantae; Streptophyta; Magnoliopsida; Poales; Poaceae. The record is from the annotation of a GenBank genome assembly.
AUGCCGCCGCCCCAUGCCGCGACCCCUCUUGCCAUCCUCUCCCGCUUCCUCUCGUCGCCGUCUCCCUCGUCGGUGCCCGAGCUACUUCGCAUCCACGCGCUCGCCGUCACCUCGGGCCUGUCUCAACGCCCCGACCUCGCCGCAAAGCUCGUCUCCGCCUACUCCUCUGCGGGGCGCCCCGGGCUCGCCGCGCUCGCCUUCUCGGCUUCCCCCUGUCCCGACGCAUUCCUCUGGAAUUCCCUCAUCCGCACCCACCACUGCGCCUCAGACUUCGUGGCCGCGCUCGCCGCCCACCGUCGCAUGCUCGCCUCUGGUGCACGGCCUUCCCCCUUCACCACGCCGCUCGCCGCCUCCGCCGCCGCUGAGCUCGGCGCGCUCGGCGUCGGCGCCUCCGUGCACGCGUACUGCGUCAGGGUGCUAGAUGAGCUGAAUUCUGGUAGAUGCCUGCACGGGUAUGUAGUGAAGGUCGGGGUUGGUGAUCCCCCCUUGGUAAAUUCUGCCCUCUUCUCUAUGUACUCGAAGUGUCACAGCACUGAGGAUGCAUGCACGUUAUUCCCAGAGUUGCCAGAGAAAGAUGUGGUUUCCUGGACAAGUUUGAUUGGAAUAUACUGCUGGAGAGGGCUUAUUAUGGAGGCUAUGGGGUUGUUCCAGGAGAUGAUGGGAUCAGGCAGAGUUUUUAGAUUGUUGCGGCAACAAGAUGCGGACUCAUGGAACUUGAUGAUUGUAGCAAACUGCAAAGCUGGAUGUGAUGUCAAAUGCUUGGAGCUGUAUCGUGAGAUGCAGUUCAGAGAUAAGUAUGAAUUCCUGUGUGGUGCCAACAGCUUGGUUUCGGUAAUCUCUUCUUGCUCACGGCUAGCGGAACUAAGACUAGGUCGAUCAGCACACUGUUAUUCAAUCAAGCACUUGCUUGAUGAGGAUUCAUCAGUUGCAAAUGUUUUAAUUGGCAUGUAUGGGAGGUGCGGAAAGUUUGAUCAUGCAUGCAAAAUAUUUGGCCUGGCCAAACUGAAGGGGGAUGUUGUCACAUGGAAUACACUGAUAUCUAGCUAUGCUCAUCUGGGACAUUCAAAUGCUGCGGUGUCACUGUAUGAUCAAAUGCUCACUGAAGGCCUGACACCCAACUCAACAACCUUGAUCACUGUCAUUUCAGCUUGUGCAAACUUGGUUGCAUUGGAACGUGGAGAGAAGAUACAUUCUUACGUUAAAGAAAUGGGGUGGGACUAUGAUGUAUCAAUCAACACAGCACUUGUUGACAUGUAUGCUAAAUGUGGGCAGCUUGGAAUUGCAAGAAGGAUUUUUGACUCUAUGCUUCAACAUGAUGUUGUUGCAUGGAAUGUUAUGAUAUCAGGGUACGGGAUGCAUGGGGAAGCAAAACAAGCACUAGAAUUAUUUGGUAAGAUGGAAGGAGGAAGUAUUAAGCCUAAUGGUGUCACCUUUCUUGCUAUUCUAUCUGCUUGCUGCCAUUCAGGGCUUCUUGAGGAGGGCAGGAAGCUGUUCACAAGAAUGGGAAAAUACUCACUUGAGCCUAACCUGAAGCAUUACGCCUGCAUGGUGGAUCUCCUAGGGAAAUCUGGGCAUCUCCAAGAAGCAGAAGAUAUGGUUUUAGCCAUGCCAGUAGAACCUGAUGGCGGGAUAUGGGGAACUUUGCUUAGUGCCUGCAAAUUGCAUGACAACUUUGAGAUGGGUUUAAGGAUUGCAAAAAAGGCAUUUGCUUCUGAACCAGAAAAUGAGGGAUAUUACAUUUUAAUAUCUAAUUCUUAUGGCAGUGCUAAAAAAUGGGAUGAGAUAGAGAAACUAAGAGAAACGAUGAAGAAUCAUGGAGUUCAAAAAGGUGUAGGUUGGAGUGCAGUUGAUUAUUGUGGGUGA